Molecule: messenger RNA, 1815 nt
Organism: Penicillium brevicompactum
Lineage: Eukaryota; Fungi; Ascomycota; Eurotiomycetes; Eurotiales; Aspergillaceae
Product: putative PHD and RING finger domain protein
Exons: 2
Coding region: 1-1815 (604 amino acids)
Source: RefSeq, a predicted model, not a curated record
AUGUCAGACACCUGUAUUGUUUGUUUGGGAGACCUGGGGGAGGGUACGGGUGAUCCUUUGGAGCCCGUGGGAGACCUCAGCCUCAAAGAUGAGGACUCCCAGAUCGCCCAGUUGCUGCCCUGCGGUCAUAUUCUACACAAUAAUUGUCUGAAGCCAUGGGUGGAACGAGCAAACAGCUGUCCCAUAUGCCGACGAAGUUUUAAUAUGGUGGAGUUGAGUGACCGGCCUGGAGGCUCUGUUAUCUCCUCAUAUGCCGUUCAAGAUCGAACCCAAACGGCCGAAGUUGAUCCUUCUAUGAUCAUUGAAUACGUGGAGGAUGACUUGGCCGACUACGUCCCAUGCACGAUAUGCGGGUUGGCCGAUAACGAAGAUGUCCUUCUUUUGUGUGACGGAUGCGAUACACCGUCCCAUUUAUAUUGUCUCGGGCUAGAUGAGAUUCCAUCGGGAGCAUGGUAUUGCCAACAAUGCGAGUCGCAUCGUGCACUGGGUCCGGCGCCCGAGGUACCGGCGCGACCAUCGCGGGCUGAGCAGCGUAGCCAGCGCACCCGAGCUCAACAGCGACGUCUUCAAAAUCGCAACCAGACAAACUCUCUACAUUGGGCACGGGUUUGGCAGUCUGUUUGGGACAACCUCAACCUCGAUCUGGACUUUCCGUUCGACGACGAUCGAUCCGCGGAACGUGUGAUCCAGCAGCGCCGUCGCGAGGAGGCUAACCAGCGCGAAUUCCAAGCGUGGCAACGUCGUUUCGAGGUCGCUGAGCGACAAGGCGGCGGAAACCGCUUUCGCGAGGCAGCGCCCUUGUUCGAUGUCGAGGCCGCCCGCCCGUCGCGCCCUCGGGUGCCUAGAGUCCCAUCUCCCGAGCCAGAGUCACUGGAGGAAAUGCGUGCAUGGAAUGCAUUUGAAAGAGCACGAGAAAUUGAGAACAAUCCAAAUGCAGCUAGGAAGCGCAAAGAACCCACCAUGUCGCCUUCUCCAGAGCCCACCGAGCCUCAGCGCAAGCUGAAGCGCCCUCGAACAAGAAGGCCGCAAGAGCUCGCUGCCCUGGCUCAACAGAGUCAAACUGGUGAAUCGUCUCGAGCCGGUGCCGCAAGUUCUAGCGCACGAUCGAACGGUGAUACCACGGCUGGACCAAGUGGACCAAGCUUCCUCUCGUCAUUACUGAAGGAAGUCGAAGACGCACCCAGUCGAACUAAUUCAUACGGACCCUCCGCCUCGACAUCUGUCGCACCAACCGACCACCCCUCACCAGGUCCCUCCUCUCCAUCUAUCUCUCCAACCUCUUCCGGCUUUUCGUCUCCCCUCUUCUCAGCCACACCCCCACCUUUCUCACGCAGCCGUCCCAUCUCUCCUCUCCAAUUAUCUUCCCCAUCCGAACCACCAUCCCCUCCAUUCUCCCCCGAGCUUCCACUCUCUACCAACCCACCACCCAACAAAGGCGAAUCUACUCGCAACACCAUCCGACCUCGCUCCCGCCUCCCCCAUCGUCUCACCGUCGCCCACUCCCGCUCCCCCGACUCAUCACCCACCCGCACCGGUCCAUCCCUGGCUCUGAAAGCAGACAUCCAGAAAAUGGUCGGCACAGCAUUAAAGCCCCAUUAUAAAAAGAAAACCAUCUCGAAAGACCAAUACACCAAUAUCAACCGCAGUAUCUCGCGCAUGCUCUACGAGCGAGUCGGUGACCGCGAAACCCUCGAGCCGGACGAACGAACGAACCUCGAUACAGAGGCGAAGCACGAAGUGCAGAAUACGAUCGAUGCGCUGAAGAGGAAAAGCAAAGAUAAGCAGAAACAGCGCGCUGCGGAUGAUGUUUCAUGA